Scylla paramamosain (green mud crab) is the source of this 2199-nucleotide messenger RNA. RefSeq names its product HIG1 domain family member 1A, mitochondrial-like. NCBI's taxonomy places the organism in Eukaryota, Metazoa, Arthropoda, Malacostraca, Decapoda, Portunidae. Gene Ontology annotation, cellular component: mitochondrion. Bases 281 to 598 code for a protein of 105 amino acids. The transcript has 4 exons. The record is from RefSeq and is a predicted model, not a curated record. Gene Ontology annotation, biological process: mitochondrial respirasome assembly.
GAAAGAAGAACCCGCGCACCUUCACUACUCUCGAGACGAUCUAGUUAAAGUGAUGGAUUUUUAAGGAUAUUCCUACAGUUCUCGUAACAGAUUAACAACAUUUAUACAUUAUUAACAGGAGAAACACCCUUGAGAACCCGGCUACUCAUCUCUGUGGCCUUUAAAAAUAGUCGUGGCAGAGGGUUUCACAAUACGGGCCGGGGAGGUUCCGUAAGAAAAGAGUAGCUGUUCACUUCGCUCACCGCCGUCUGCCAGGCUACGUGCCGAAAGCGCCUGUCCAAUGGGGGGAGAUAAUGCAGGAGCCAUGUCGGACAAUUACUACAGCCAUGGGGAGUCCCACACCGACCGUUUGGCCCGCAAGGCAAAAGAUGCACCCUUUAUGGUAGCGGGUCUGGCUGGACUUGUGGGCUUGGUGGGCUAUGGGAUAUACGGCUUCAAGAACCGCAAGGUGAAGACGUCCGUGUAUUUGAUUCACUUCCGUGUGAUGGCACAGGGCUUCGUGGUGAUGUGUCUUACAGCAGGCGUUGGGUACAACAUUUACCAGCAGCGCAUCCAACCCUGGCUCUACCCACCCAGCAUAGAGGAAAAGAAGGAGUAAGAUGGCCCCACACCUCCUGCCGGUAACUGACAGAUGCUUCCCCAUGAUAGUCUGCAUUAUAUCUUGCAUGUACCCUUCCCAGGAACUAUAUGAGGAAUGUGCAGCAGUUCCUAAGUCUGUUAUAUUCCUUGGGAGAAAGACGCUUGUUUUAUUAUAGAAGAAUUAUUAUUUUAUUAUUUGAUAUUUAAUGCAAAAGGAUUAUUAGAAUGACUGUAGUGUGUUUGGUGAGAUGUUGUGUUUAGUUGGCUGUGUUAUGAAGAGAAGCUAAGAGAAGAAUUUCAUAAAUUUACUGAUGAUUAUGUAUUAACCAAAGCCUUUUUUUUUUUUUUUUUUUUUUUUUUCUUUUUUUUUUUUUCAGUGAUAAAAUAUUGAUCAGUUAUUGUGUAUUACAGGAACAAAGUCAAGAUAACCAAAAAGAAUUGCAGGUACACUGACAUUUUCAGAGUCAAACUGUUCAAAGGUUACCACUUGUUGAAGAGGAGAGUAUUAAUGUUUUAGCUUUAAAUUUGAACUCUCCGAAGGUAAUCUCACGGUUAGGAGAUUUAAGUUAUUAAGUGAAACUUGUCCUGGUAUUAGAAGGCUAAGCUUUAGCUUUAAAAGGCUCACAGAGUCCAUGUCAGGCUAAGUUUAAUCUUGUUUCAUUUGAUGAAAUAUAGAUAUGCUUACGUCCUCUGACAUUAACGCUGUAUAAAUAAAUCAGUGCAGUAAUCUUGCUGUAAGAUGUCCCAAGGAACUCAACAACAUUAGUGACUGAGGAAAUGUGUAAAUAUGAAUAUUGUUAUAUUUGAUUGUAAAUAUUUAUUGUCUUUAAAUUAUUGAACAUCCCACACUUCUAUCAGGUGAUGAAACAACAGAUAUUUUAUAGUAUUUUACAUGUUGAGUUUUGUCCAAAGAAACUGUAGACAACGGGUUUCCACUCAGUUUAUCAUUCAGCUCUUUAUUUUGUGUAAUAAUCAAUUGCAUAAACUGUACCAGUGCUCUGUUAUGUACUUGUCAUAUACAUUGCUUGAAUAUUGUCUUCUGUCUGCCAUUCAGGAACACCAUCCAUUUAUGUAAAUCCCUUACUUCAGUUUUACACCAUUUAUUUCACUAAAGUCUUAGAAAGGUUUUCCUUAUUCAUCUCCCAUAAACAUCCCUGCCUUUAUUAAUGACAUUCUGGACUGUACAUAACAGAAACCAUAUCUCGGAGAGUGAUGUAUGACUUUCCUUUGAGCAUGCUGUCUUGGUGAACAAAUGUGUGGGUGGAGGCUUGUGUUGUGGGCAGUAGCCUGAGGUGACUCACUACACUGCCUACAAUACAUUCCUUGCCUCUACCCAAGUGUGAAGGUCAGUUGUGUGUUAGUGUGUUUGUGCAUAUUACUGAAAGUGUGAACUGUUGUGAUACAGCCAGAUAUGAUAAGAUAUUAGAGCCUGUAUAAUUUUUUAAGGUGGAGUUUGACAUUAAAAAACUUGUCUAUGAAGUGAUGUUACAUAAGAUCAUAUGUGGUUUUUGAGGAUGGUGUUUGAGUGGUUAGAAAGUGAAAAGGUACACAUUUAUCUUAUCUGAAGACACAUAAGAGUAUGUAUAGUUCAACUUCUUAGAUAAUGAAAAUGUGAUUAUC